CAAAAAUAAACGAGUUAAGAGAACACAUAUGUGACCAGGUCAUUUUUCUAUUUACUAUUUAGGCCAGAGCAACACCAAAAACCACCUUCUAACUUCUUCAUCUUCUAUUCUCUUCUCUUUUUAUUUUUUCUUCUUCUUCUUCUUCUAGUACCAAGAGAGUUCAUCAAUGGCCUUAACAUGUCAGUUUUCGCCUCAUUUAUUGACUAAAAAGUCUGGCUUAGUCAUAAAGCCUUUUGGCAACGUUUUGAGGCUCAAACAGAGACACAUUCCAGUCAAGAAAACAACAGCACCAAGUCUCAAGAUCAGAUCCUCUUUUAAAGAGAAGGUUUUUGAAGAUCGGUCUAAUGGAAUAAUUUGCUAUACAGAUGAAAGUGGGGAAAUUAUAUGCGAAGGUUAUGAUGAGGGUCCUCGUUUUCAUGAACAGGUUCCAAGAAAAGCUUCUCAUCCAAGAGACGUGGAGAUCUUGGAUAUUCUUCAAGAAAGAUGGCUUAAUUUUGUUAGAGGCACUGAAUUGAACCCUGCUGAUCAGAAAGGUGUAGCUGUUCAAGGAGACAUCAACUGCAAUGGCUUUAACAACUCACUUCGUUGAUCAAAUGUUUAAACUUUGUUCAUUAUAGAAAUGUUUUCUAUGACUGUUUUUAAUCAGAGUAUGUACCAAGUGUUUUAAAGGAUUUACCUUUUCAUUUACAGAAUGUUAAUACUGAAUAGCAUGUAUAAAUGAAUCCUUCUCGAAGAUCAACGGUUUAUUUGGACACAGUAAACUCAUCUUUACCUUUGAA
Messenger RNA from Humulus lupulus (European hop), 779 nucleotides. RefSeq lists its product as uncharacterized. The record is from RefSeq and is a predicted model, not a curated record. The coding region runs from base 167 to 589 and encodes 140 amino acids. NCBI's taxonomy places the organism in Eukaryota, Viridiplantae, Streptophyta, Magnoliopsida, Rosales, Cannabaceae. The transcript has 3 exons.